AUGUCCAGCGCUCUAAGUCAGCUUCCGCCGCCCAAGGCAGUCCAGCCCAUGAAAGUCAUUGGACUUGGGGCGAGCAGAACAGGAACCAUUGGGCUCUUCCAGUCUCUCAAGCUGAUUGGAUACCGGCCUUUCCAUAUCACAGAACUCCUUCCUCAUGGAACAAAGCAGAUGCAUGCUCUGGGUGAUGCCAUGAUUGCUAGUGAAACCGCUCAACCCUGGUCUCGUGAGGAUUUCAACAAGCUCUUUGGAGACUACGAUUGCUUGGUAGAAUGCCCUUGCUAUUUUGGAACAGCGGGCCUCGAAUUGUUCCUGGCCGAUCCAGAUAUCAAGUUCAUCCUGACGACUAGGAGUCCAGAAUCGUUUUCGAAAUCUCUGAGCUCUACUCUUGGCACAUACUACGCCAAGCUAGGUCAAUGGCCACUCUCGGCGGCGAGACACUGUGACGAAUUUGUAUGGGAGCUUGAGCGCAUGUUCGGGCUCAUGUGGAACCGGUGGUCAGAUGGCUUGCACCCGAAUCACCCCGAGGCACGUGCAGCAUUAGAGAAGAACCUGAAGAUCUACGAGGACAAGGUCAAGGCCCUCGUCCCACCCGAGAGAUUGCUCGUACUCGACCUCAACAAGGGUUUCGGUUUCAAGGAGAUUUGCCAGUUUCUUGACAAACCUGUGCCAGAUGAGGAGUACCCGAGAUCCAAUGCCCUCGCGGAGUUCAACGCCGCGGCCGAGUACAUACUUGCACCAGCGACACGGAAGGUGAACCUGAUCACCUCAACGGCAGUCAUUGGCGUCUCGGCUAUCAUUCUGGGAUUUGCCUUGAGAUGCCAUCAGAUAUUCUCCAGGCGGUGA
Diaporthe batatas is the source of this 843-nucleotide messenger RNA. RefSeq lists its product as uncharacterized. Lineage: Eukaryota; Fungi; Ascomycota; Sordariomycetes; Diaporthales; Diaporthaceae. The record is from RefSeq and is a predicted model, not a curated record. Bases 1 to 843 code for a protein of 280 amino acids. The transcript is spliced from 4 exons.